Messenger RNA from Acanthosepion pharaonis, 732 nucleotides. Lineage: Eukaryota; Metazoa; Mollusca; Cephalopoda; Sepiida; Sepiidae. The record is from the annotation of a GenBank genome assembly.
AUGUGUUCUCCCUCCUCACCAAGUAUUCUUUGUUCCCUGAGCGACGAUUCCGUUAACAGUAAAUCAAUCCCAUUUAUUCCAAACUGCCUCGAAGACAGAAACGACCGUUGCUCAAAAAGAAUCUGUAUGGACGACGUGAUGUCAAAACUUCUUGAUACAGCCCCAAGCACUUCAAACCUUAUCACUUCCGCCAAUGAGAAUAAAGUUCAAAGCGACACAAUUUCAACAGAUGAAUACAUAACAAAUUGUCUAUCCGGGGAGAUUGAUGCUAAGAAUCAAUCGGAGAACGAUUUUGAAAAGACGGACAAUAUGGCGUCACUAAACAAAGCAGACGAUAAACAUGAUGUUACAUAUCGAAAUCGGAUCUUUCAUUUGCGUCGGUCAUUCUCUGAGUCAGCGCUUAUGCUUGUUAAAGAUGGAGACGUUCUCAUGAAAGAGGCGACGGACGAACAAAUCCAGGAAAAUCUGCGUUCGCUGAGAUUCGACCUGGACAAACUUUUCAACGAAAGCGAAGUUAUCAUUACUAAAUAUGUGGAACAUUUCUGGAAUUUUAUCGAGAAAACAGAAGAGGAAUCCACCGCCAACAACUCGCAAUCACCAAUUCCGAUGUCCGAAAGACUAGCUUGCAUUGAAGACUUUACUAACACACUUAGAAAAGAAUUUAAAGAAUACAACAAUAUGAUAAAACGUAUCGUUGGUGAGUAUAAGUCUUUUUCUUUGGCAUUUUAUUAA